GGGGGGGGGGGUUCCGUUUCCAAAUAUCCAUGAUUAUGUCAUUCCUCUUUUCCAAAGCUCCGAUGACCGAUGGUUGAUGACCGACAGACUAGGCCCAAGCUCCACCCCACUUUGUGUGCUGUGGUCUCGUUGCCUCGUCUCCCAGCUCUCAGCUCUGAGGUAAGAACCAAAGCUAAGCAGCAAGCCCCCGAGGCGACGUACGAAUGCCCUUGGUAGCCUUGCAUCUUUCUCUCAAUCAAGUCGCCGUAAACGUAAACGUAACCGAAGCACAACCGCAGAAGCAGACGCAAACGAAGACAAAGUCGCCAGACAAACAGUCGACUCCAUAUUCAUUCCCCAAACCCCAAAUUCUCCCCGUAGUUCACAGCAUUGUAGCACACAGCCAUGUCAAUUUCGCCCAUCAUAACGUUCAAGGCCGGCAUGUGCGAGGUUGAUCCCUCGGCCAAGCCGUACAAGGUCAAGCCAAAGCCUGAGAAGGGCUACGUCUACCUCUACGAAGAAGAUGACCUGAUUCACUUCUGCUGGAGACAACGCAGUGCCCCUCUCGACCAACCAGAGCUUGACCUGGUCAUGGUACCGACGGAUCCUCACUUUGUACCCCACGAUUCCAGCAAACAGACAAGACCCGCAGCCAAGACAAACGGACGUGUCUUUGUCCUCAAGUUCACCUCUUCAUCAGAACGCCACAUGUUCUGGAUGCAGUCGAAACCUCAAGGCCGAAAUGGCGACCCCGCAUGGUUCAGCCCCCGAGAUCUGAAGAUUGGACAAGUGGUCGACGCCCUGCUGCAGGGCGAAGAGGUCGACGUUCAAGCAGAAAUGGGUGCUGUGGCAAGCAACGACAAUGACGACCCACAUGGAGAAGACGACGACGACGAGACCAUGGAGGAUGUCGAGGGCGGCGACUCCAACGGCCCCCGCGGUGGCGCUGGCGCCGGCACCGGAGGGGCUGGCUCGGGCGCUACAGGUGGAGAUGUGCGAGACGAGGGACAAGGCUCCAGAGAGGGAGGUGCAGACGGAGCUCGAGCUGUUGCCGGCGGGAACAAUGACGCUGCACAAGCAGUGAGAAAUUUCCUUGACUCUCUGAAGGGCGGUUCAGGUGGCGCUGGUGGUGCCAGCCAAGGGGAGGACAAGUUGUAUCCCCUCCUUUCAGAUCUCCUCACACCCCCCACGACAGUCCCCAUGGCACGCGAUGCCACAGAAGAGCAGAUCGAUGAGCUGCUGAGUUUUCUGCCUCCCCAAGUGCUCAUCAUCGGCCAACAAGCCGACUCUGGAGAUGCCACAGCUGAGCCCACAGCCGACGCGAUAGAAGCAGCCAGGCAAGCCAUGAGUCUCGGACAAAAGAAAGCCCUUCUGGAGAAAGUUCUUAGGAGUCCUCAGUUCCACCAGAGUUUGACAAGUCUCACGAUGGCUCUGCGGGAUGGCGGCUUGCCCACUGUUGCAGAGGCGCUUUCUGUCAAGGUUGAGAAUGGUGGUUAUAUGAAGGGUAGCAGCAUGCCCUUGGGUGGCGGUGCUGCUGUCGAGGCUUUUGUUGAGGGUGUCAAGAAGACGGUGGAGAAGAAGUAACCGCUCUCAUUAAUGUUCACGUUAGGCUGCAACCAUAAUUCUGUACAUUUGGAUGAGAUCAUGAUAGAUGUUGCCGCAUAAGCUUGAUGUACGGCAAUAGAUGAGUGCUUGGUGCAUUGUGUCGCAUACACAGUUUUGUUAUAUACUAGUCUAACUAGGCUUUGGCCUGUGACUUCUGGCAGGGUCAGGGCUCAACACCAUGCGAUGUUACGAGGCCAGACACUGGACGUGAACGAUUAAACAGUGAUCGCCGUGAAUCAUCAUAAGCCAUCUUAUGCCACGGCCACCAUGGCAAGUACAGAGGUUGAUGAGUAUGUCGUGCCACAAUAGCGAGGUAAGUCUUAAAACAAAA
Messenger RNA from Truncatella angustata, 1915 nucleotides. RefSeq names its product proteasome complex subunit Rpn13 ubiquitin receptor-domain-containing protein. The transcript has 4 exons. Gene Ontology annotation, cellular component: nucleus; cytoplasm; proteasome regulatory particle, lid subcomplex. The record is from RefSeq and is a predicted model, not a curated record. Gene Ontology annotation, molecular function: ubiquitin binding; endopeptidase activator activity; proteasome binding. Lineage: Eukaryota; Fungi; Ascomycota; Sordariomycetes; Amphisphaeriales; Sporocadaceae. The coding region runs from base 385 to 1563 and encodes 392 amino acids. Gene Ontology annotation, biological process: ubiquitin-dependent protein catabolic process.